CCCUCCUGGGGGCAGGGCAGGAGGGACCUUCCCCGCCGGGAUAUUCAGCGCGGCGGUGGCAGCCCCGUCCCCUCUGAGGGAGCAGCUCUUGGCGGGAAGCCGGUUUCCCGGUGGCAGGUCCGCGGGCUUGCACAGAGAUCCUUGGUUAUUUUACCUAGGUUAAGUGAUGGGAACAUACACUAAAGAAAAAAAAUCACCCUUGAGUCUUUGGCAUUCAUAUUUGUGUGACAGAAUCUAAGAUGUCCCAAGAAAACACAUCAGCCAAUUGCUUAAAUAUAGCAACAACAUCUAUUGAAGACGAUGCUUUCCAAAAAAAAGGCCACAGUGCAAGAAUCCUUAGCCCAGAAGAAGCUGAGAGACUGGCAAAAGAUCGGGUUUUGGUGUCUGAGUUCAAACAACUAAAACUGGAGAAAGAGGCGCAGAAGAACUGGGAUCUAUUCUACAAAAGAAACAGCACCAACUUCUUCAAAGACAGACAUUGGACAACCAGAGAGUUUCAAGAGUUAAAAGCGUGUCGGGAGUUUGCAGAUCAGAAACUGACCAUUCUGGAAGCAGGUUGUGGGGUUGGGAACUGCUUGUUUCCACUCUUAGAAGAAGAUCUGAAUAUUUUUGCAUACGCCUGUGAUUUCUCUCCUAGAGCUGUUGAGUAUGUGAAGAAAAACGCCUUAUACAGUACGGAAAGAUGUAAAGUGUUCCAGUGUGAUCUUACCAAAGAUGAUCUUCUAGAAAACAUACCAGCAGAUUCUGUGGAUGUUGUCACACUUAUAUUUGUGCUUUCUGCCAUUCAUCCUGACAAAAUGCAUCUUGUCUUAAAGAACAUUUACAAGGUAUUAAAACCAGGCAAGUGUGUCUUGUUCAGAGACUAUGGACUGUAUGAUCAUGCAAUGCUCAGGUUUAAAUCUGGCAGCAAACUUGGAGAAAACUUUUAUGUUAGACAAGAUGGGACAAGAUCAUAUUUUUUUACUGAAGAGUUCUUGUCUCAGCUUUUCAAGGCUGAGGGAUAUGAGCAAGUGGUCAAUGAAUAUGUGCAGCGAGAAACUGUGAAUAGGAAAGAAGACUUGUGUGUUCCAAGAGUUUUUCUUCAAGGCAAAUUUCAAAAGCCUUUCAGUAAGACAUAAGUGCUACCUCUGGUGAGCUACAUAAGCUUGGAAAGGCUGAAGGGUUGGGGGGAAGUAUAUCCACUUUACUCAGCACUACAACAACCACAUGUGCCCCGUCAGUUAUUGUGUCUUGUAUGAUGAGGCAAGGAUUUCUUAAAGCUGACUCAGCUUCCUCAAACUUUACCACAGUUAGAAAAACUUGCAAUGAUUUAGAGUUCACAGAAGCAGAGGCAUAGAGACCAAAUAAAGUUUUCUGACCAUUCAUCUCAAAAUAACAUCUGCUUUAUGACAACUAUAGCUGAAGGCCUUUCUGGCAGGGGUGCUAAUGCAUGCUACUUUAUUUUUCAGGUCUGACUGGAAAUGCGACUACAUGAGAAAUAAAAAAAUUAGAAAUAA
Messenger RNA from Harpia harpyja (harpy eagle), 1496 nucleotides. It is a transcript of the gene METTL6, whose product is annotated as methyltransferase 6, methylcytidine. The coding region runs from base 240 to 1118 and encodes 292 amino acids. The transcript is spliced from 6 exons. The record is from RefSeq and is a predicted model, not a curated record. NCBI's taxonomy places the organism in Eukaryota, Metazoa, Chordata, Aves, Accipitriformes, Accipitridae.